UCUAACAUAAAAUCUAACGAUACAUUCUUCAUACAAUCAAUAUCCAUGUCCCUCGCACGCAUGUCCAUUUCUAGAUACGCAUAUAAAACAAAACCACAAUCAUCAUCAUCAUAGAAUCAAAAUCACACAAAACCCUUCUUCUCUCGUUUUCUCAAUUCCAAUUCCAAUGGCGAAUAACUGCAACACCACAAUUCUCAAGGAAGUUAGAAUCGUCAUUGUUGGUGACAAAUCCGCCGGCAAAACCACCCUCAUUUCCGCCAUGGCUUCUGAUUCUUUCCCCGCCACCGUUCCUCCAUUGCUUCGUCCCACUCACUUGCCUUCCAAUUCAUUCACUGAUUCUGUUCCUCUCAUCCUCAUUGACACUCCUUCAAGUGUGGGAGAACAAGGCAAGGUUGUUGAAGAAUUGAAGCGUGCUGAUUCGGUGAUUGUAACUUAUGCUUGUGAUAAUACAAUGAGUUUUGAGCGUGUGAGUACUCACUGGCUGCCUCAACUGCAGAAGCUUGAGGUGAAGGCACCUGUGCUUGUGGUUGGUUGUAAGCUUGAUCUUCGCGAUGAAAGUAGGCAAGUUAGCUUAGAGAGUCUUACCACAGGUAUCAUGAACCAGUUCAGAGAAGUUGUUACUUGUAUUGAGUGCUCUGCAGCUACACUUUAUCAGGUUCCCGAAGUUUUUUAUUUUGCACAAAAAGCGGCACUUCAUCCGGUGGAUCCUUUGUUCGAUUAUGAUACAAAUGCUUUAACAGAUCGGUGUGUAAGGGCACUGAGAAGAAUAUUUAAUCUUUUUGAUUACAACAUGGAUGGCACCCUCACUGAUCAUGAAGUAAACGAGUUUCAGAUUAGAAGCUUCGGUGCAUCAUUGCAGCAGCCUGACAUAACUCAAUUAAAAACAAUGGUACUGCGGAAUGUUCCUGAAGGAGUCAAUUCUCUUGGUCUUACUUUUCCUGGCUUCAUUGAAAUCCAUAAUAUGUUUCUAAAGAAAGGGCGAACAGAGACAUUCUGGGCAGUUCUAAGAAAGUUUGGAUAUGGUAACGAUUUAAAACUGCGGGAUGAUUUUCUUCCAGUUCCAUCAAAGAAGGCUUCUGAUCAGAGUGUGGAGCUGAGUGGUGCAGCCAUAGAGUUUCUGAAGGGUGUUUUUAGAUUGGUAGAUACGGAUAAGGAUCAAUUACUACGACCUGCAGAAGUUGAUAAGCUAUUUGAUGCUGCUCCAGAAAGUCCGUGGAAGGAUGCGCCAUAUAUGGACGCAGCUGAGACAACUGACAUGGGUUAUAUAUCUCUGAAGGGAUUUCUUUCUCGGUGGGCUCUUAUGACAUUACUGGAUCCAAGGUAUAGCUUGGCCAAUUUGAUUUGCAUCGGAUAUAGAGAUAAUCCUUCUGCAGCACUCCGCCUCACCAGUAGAAGAUCAGAAGAUCGCAAGAACCAAAAAACAGAAAGAAAUGUGUUCCAAUGCUAUGUUUUUGGUUCUAAAACUGCCGGGAAAUCUGCUUUGUUGCGUGCAUUAUUGGGAAGGCCUUUCUCAAAUGACUAUACCCCGACAACUGUUGAGAGGUAUGCAGCAAACAUCAUUGAAUUAAUAGCGGGAACUAAGAAAACUCUCAUACUGCGCGAAAUUCCGGAGGAUGAAGUAUCGAAUUUUUUGUCGAAUAAGGAUUGUUUGGCUGCAUGUGAUGUAGCUGCAUUUGUACACGACAGCUCAGAUGGAUAUUCAUGGAAAAGAUCCAUAGAUUUGCUUGAGAAGGUUGUUAACCAAGGAGAGCUAACUGGUCACAGAUUUCCUAGUCUCCUCAUCGCUGCUAAGGAUGAUUUAACUCCAUUCCCAAGGGCAGUACUAGAUUCAGUUAAGGUUGCUCAGGAAUUGAAAAUAGACGCUCCUAUUCGCUUGAGUAUAAAAUCAGAUGAUUCAAAUAACGUGUAUAGUAAGAUUAUCAAUGCUGCAGAACACCCUCAUUUGAGUAUUCCAGAAACUGAGUUUGUGAGGAAAAGAAAGCAACACCAGCAGCUUCUUCACACUUUUAUAUUUGCCUUAGCUGGGGCUGCUAUGGCGCUAGCGGGUUUUACAGCUCGUCGUGCACGUGCGAAUAGGAAUUCUUCUUAGGACAUUAGCAACACUUGUAGACUUAAUGUCCAAUAUUUCCCAUUUGCAAAUUUGUUGAUAGAUUAGGAUCGGUUUUGAAAUUAAAUAAUUUAAUCCCAAUCUUAUUGGUUUUAUUGUUUUCUUAUCCAAUUAUAAUAAUUUUAAAUUUAAGUUUGAUUU
This is a messenger RNA of Medicago truncatula (barrel medic), 2248 nucleotides long. RefSeq names its product mitochondrial Rho GTPase 2. The record is from RefSeq and is a predicted model, not a curated record. Bases 167 to 2089 code for a protein of 640 amino acids. Gene Ontology annotation, molecular function: GTP binding; GTPase activity; calcium ion binding. Gene Ontology annotation, biological process: mitochondrion organization. The transcript has 14 exons. NCBI's taxonomy places the organism in Eukaryota, Viridiplantae, Streptophyta, Magnoliopsida, Fabales, Fabaceae. Gene Ontology annotation, cellular component: mitochondrial outer membrane.